This is a messenger RNA of Tinamus guttatus (white-throated tinamou), 1831 nucleotides long. NCBI's taxonomy places the organism in Eukaryota, Metazoa, Chordata, Aves, Tinamiformes, Tinamidae. The record is from RefSeq and is a predicted model, not a curated record.
CUAGUUACCAGUCAUGAAGAUUCUUAGAUAUCUCCUGGUCUAUCGAAGGUUCCUGCUCAUUAUCCUUACCCCGCUGCUUUUACUUCCACUACCACUUAUCAUCAGAACCAAAGAAGCAGAAUGUGCAUACACGCUGUUUGUAGUUGCCAUCUUUUGGCUCACAGAAGCUUUGCCCCUGGGUGUUUCAGCUUUGCUCCCUGCCUUUAUGUUCCCAUUGUUUGGAAUAAUGUCAUCUAAGCAGGUUGCAUCUGCUUACUUUAGAGACUUUCAUUUGCUAUUAAUUGGAGUGAUUUGUUUGGCAGCAGCAAUUGAAAAAUGGAAGUUACACAAAAGAGUGGCUUUAAGAAUGGUGAUGCUGGUGGGUGUAAACCCUGCAUGGCUUACUCUGGGUUUCAUGAUUAGCUGUAGCUUCCUGUCUAUGUGGCUCAGCAACACCUCUGCUGCCGCUAUGGUGAUGCCAAUUGUAGAGGCGGUAGCUCAGCAGAUCAUCACGGCUGAAUCCGAAGUAGAUGCGCUGGAGAUGUCUUGUUCCAAUGGCUCCACCAACCCAGGACUGGAGCUUGAUGAAAACAUUAUGGAAUGUGAAACCAAUGAAUGGAAAGAGAAAACAAAAGAAGCCAAUGGAUAUGACAAAGGUAUGGGUAAUACUGUGUGCACAAUAGAAAAUGAAAAGAAAGAAGAAAAUGAAAAGAACCUAUCGCCUGCUGAAACAGGAAGAAAAAGCAGAGAGGACAAAUACAAUGGGAUUUUCAAAGUGAUGUGCUUAUGUAUUGCUUAUUCAGCUACCAUUGGAGGGUGGACCACACUCACAGGAACAUCGACUAAUUUGAUUUUUGCUGAGCAAUUCAAUACACGUUACCCAGAUUGCCAGUGCAUCAAUUUUGGAUCCUGGUUUGUCCUUUCCAUCCCCGUCACAGUUACUAUUCUGCUGUUCUCCUGGAUCUGGCUCCAGUGGCUCUUCCUUGGAUUUGAUUUUAAAAGUAUGUUCAAACGUGGCAAGGACAAAACAGUUAGAGAACAGGCCUCAGCACGGGUGAUUCAGGAGGAAUACAGCAAACUCGGACCAAUAAGCUACCCAGAAAUUGUUACACUUGUCCUGUUCAUUCUGAUGACUCUGUUGUGGUUUACCAGAGAUCCUGGCUUCAUCCCUGGAUGGUCUUCACUUUUUCCAAAGUAUAAAGGCUUUGCUACGGAUUCAACAACUGCCUUAGUGAUUGGUCUUCUCUUCUUUAUUAUUCCAGCAAAAACAUUGCCUAGGACUUCAAAUGGAGAAAAUACUGUUUUUGGUUACACUCCAUUGAUUACCUGGAAGGAAUUUCAGUCAUGCAUGCCCUGGGAAAUAGCUAUUCUGGUUGGUGGCGGAUUUGCACUGGCAGACGGCUGUGAGGUUUCAAAUCUGUCUGCGUGGGUAGGAAGUAAAUUAACCCCUCUAGGAUCAUUACCCUUGUGGCUGAUUAUCUUGAUAUCAUGCAUUAUUGUCACUUCAGUAACAGAAGUGGCUAGCAAUGCAGCUACCAUUACGAUAUUUUUGCCUAUACUAUCUCCUUUGGCUGAAGCCAUUCACGUGAACCCACUUUUUAUUUUGAUACCUACCACCCUGUGUACCUCCUUUGCAUCCCUGCUCCCAGUAUCAAACCCAUCCAAUGCCAUUGUAUUUUCAUAUGGUCAUUUAUCUAUUAUGGACAUGGUUAAAGCAGGUUUGGGCAUUAACAUCAUCAGUGUUGCUGUAGUUAUGCUUGGAAUUAUGACAUGGAUUGUGCCUCUGUUUGAUCUCUAUACUUAUCCAAGUUGGGCACCAAUCAUUUCUUCGACAAAUAACACCGGCCUUUAA